AUGGUAGCACAGCAAACAAAACUGAAUUUUCAGCCAGCUGAUGAGAUAUUUUUGACUUUAUCGGCAUUACAUACUGGCAAGUUUGAUAUGGAGGCAAUGAGGGAGGCUGCUACAAAUUGGGUGUUAAUGCAUGAGCAUCCAUUCACUAUCUUGGAAGAAGAAGGUUUUAACAUCAUGAAGAGACAGGGAAUGCCAAAGUGGCAAAAGAUCUCUCGGGGAAUAGCAAAAAAUGAUUGCGCGACAGUCUAUGAAGUUGAAAAGAAGAAGUUGAAGCAUGAUGACUUCUCCAUAUCAAAAAAACUGCUAUGUGGAGGCAAACUUUUUCAUGUUCGAUGUUGUGCACACAUCUUGAAUCUUGUGGUUCAAGAUGGCCUUUCCAAGAUAGUGGACAUCACCAACAAUAUUAGGGAAAGUGUGGAAUUUGUCAAUCGCUCCAAGGGAAGAGCUUUGCUAUUUGCUGAGAUUGCCCAACAGUUCCGAAUACCAGGGAAAAAAUUGCUUUAUGAUUGUCAGACUAGAUGGAAUGCCACUUUUGAGAUGCUGAAUUGUGCCAUCAAAUUUAGAGAUGUUUUUCCCCGCUUUCAAGAUAGAGAGCCACAUUAUGAUUUUUGCCCAUCUCCUGAUGAUUGGGAUAAAGUAGAAAAAGUUUGCUCUAUCUUGGAGAAAUUUUGGACAGCCACACAUAUUAUGUUUUGGACUGAUUAUGCUACAAGCAACUUGUUCCUUCAAGAGAUGGCAAGAAUUAAGAAAGUUUUAGAUGCUGAAGUCAAUAAUGAAGACGACUUCAUCCGGGCCAUGGUAACAAAGAUGAAAUCCAAGUUUGAUAAAUAUUGGGGCGACUGUAAUUUGCUAAUGGCAAUUGCUGCCAUUUUAGAUCCGAGACAGAAAAUGCGAGUUGUAGAGUUCGCAUACCCUCAAAUGUAUCCUCCUUUCAAAGCUCAAGAGCAUAUUUCAAAUGUUCAAAAAGUCCUAUUUGUUCUUUAUGAGGAAUAUGUUGCUUUAAUGGCCAGUAUAGAAGGAAGAGCAAUGGAAGAUUAUUCUUUAGAAGGCCGGCGAAAAAAUGCACCAGCUUCUUCUUCUUGGGAUGAUUUCGAUAUCUAUUGUGAUGAAGUUGAGACUAAUGAACCCCUUAAGUUGGAAUUGGCUGAUUAUUUAGAUAAGCCUCGCCAAAAGACUGGAGUAGACCUGAAAGCAUUUGAUUGCUUGGAAUGGUGGAAAAUAAACCGAAUUUCCUAUCCAGUGUUAUCUCAAAUGACUUGUGAUAUCUUGGCCAUUCCAGUAAGUAUAGUGGCAUCUGAGGCCACGUUUAGUGGCAGGACUCGAGUAAUAGACCCCUAUCGAGCUUCACUUCACUCAGAUACUGUUCAAGUGUUGCUGUGUGCCGGAGAUUGGUGUAGAAAUCUCCAUGGAGUCAAAAAGGAAAUGAAGCAAGUUAAGAUAAUUAAAGAAGUUGAGUUGCCAAAAGUAUGA
Molecule: messenger RNA, 1470 nt
Organism: Coffea arabica (coffee)
Lineage: Eukaryota; Viridiplantae; Streptophyta; Magnoliopsida; Gentianales; Rubiaceae
Source: RefSeq, a predicted model, not a curated record